Messenger RNA from Arctia plantaginis, 366 nucleotides. The record is from the annotation of a GenBank genome assembly. Lineage: Eukaryota; Metazoa; Arthropoda; Insecta; Lepidoptera; Erebidae.
AUGGGAGGGUACACCGACCCGAGAAAGAUAAUCCAGGAAUUUUUGCGCAAAGCAAAGGAAGGAGCUAGGGGUGAUCGUGACACAUCAAAAGAAAUGAGAUCUCCAGGCGGGCUCACGUUCCACAUGUACGAAAAGAAUGAUGCGCCAACUGACCUAUUAUUCCUUAUAACACUAUUUCUAGAACGUGGUAACAACAUAAGCAAGAUACUCUUAAAAUGUGAUCCUGAGAUGGGGUCUCUGAUUCGGAGAAAGGCUUCGGCAUAUGAGAUCACCGUGGAGAAGAAGUCGUCAACUGUCCUAGGAAGGCUUAGCAAGGCUGUCUCAAGUUUUCCCCAUUGCCACAGCUGCACUGAUCUUGAAGCAUAA